GCUCGAAUUCGGCUUAUGGCUGACCUUUGUUUGAAUCUUUCCGGAUGAUUGCUUGAAUUGUCAAGUACUGUAUGUGAUCGUUGUUUUGUUGUGAGAAAGAAAACGAAUGGAAAAUAUGGUUUUUGAACAGAAUAUUUUAGCGUAAAAUGCCAUUUUCGCAUCAAUUUCUAGAAUUAUCUGUGGUAUGAAAAACGUAUGAAGAUGUCAGGCUUGAUUUCACCAGUCUACGUAUUAACUGUUGUCUGCUAUGUAGCUCUUCAGCCAAUCGCUGUCUCAGCUGAAAUAAUUCUUUCUAUGAAUAACGACAGUAGGACCGUACAGCUUUUAUCAUAUCCUUCAACAUUUGGUGCUAAACUACCCCAAAACGGACUGAAGGGAGUGAUAGUGAACGUGGAACCAAUUGAUGCGUGUACGGAAGUUAAACCAAUCCCAAACAACAAUCAAACAACCUUACCCUACAUUGCAUUAAUCAGGCGUAAUGGUUGCGAUUUUGAUGUCAAGGUAUUGAAUGCUCAAACAAAGCACUAUAUAGCUGCUAUUGUUUACAACGUUGAUUCAAACGCUGUCCUGCCAAUGAGCGCUGGUAAACAUGGAAAUGAAGUAUCUAUAUCAUCCGUGUUUGUUGGUGAAGAUAGUGGUCUUCUCCUAGCGAAAAAUAAUUAUACAACAGGGAGUACUGUCACUAUGUAUCCAUAUAUAUCUUAUCCUUCUCCCCUCUACUAUUUCGUACCCUUCCUAGCUGUGUGUGGUAUUUGUUUUUUAUUCCUGAUAAUUUACAUUAUUGCAAAAUUUUUACGUGACCGUCGGAAGUUGAGACGAUCUCGUCUGUCAAGGGAGCAUUUGAAGAAACUGCCAAUUAGAAAAUUCAGAAAAGGAGACAAUUAUGAUGUGUGCGCUAUUUGUCUGGAUGAAUAUGAAGAGGGUGCUAAGCUCAGAAUUUUACCUUGUAACCAUGCUUUUCAUUGCCCAUGCAUUGACCCAUGGCUGACCAAUAACAAACGCACAUGUCCUGUCUGCAAACGUAAGGUUCUUCCUAAUGAUGUUGAAGACGAUUCAUCCGAUAGUGAUGACAGCGAGAUUUCGAGCGAGAACACACCACUUUUAUUUGGUAACCGUGGUAGUAAUUACGGAAGACAACCCCCCAGUGACAAUGACCCAUUGGAGGGUACUUCAUCUCAUUAUUCAGCCGCUGAGGAUGAAGAAGGCACGGCAGGUACAUCAAUUUCAGACAGCACACUCACAAUCUCACUAGAGGUAGAGUCUGAUGAAGACUCUACGAAUAGCUAUGAGAUGCAAAAGAAACCAGAAACUGCAGACACUGAAGAAAAUGAAGGUAAUGCAGAAGGAGAAGGUCGAAGUUCAUAAGGUAGAGGGUUAAAGCCAUCAUUUUAGGAAAACUCUUUUGUAAAAAACAAAAUCUUAAAUUUUUGUAAUUAUGGCAAUCUUGUAUCAGUCAAUUUAAGAUUGUAAUUAUGGCAAUCUUGUAUCAGUCAAUUUAAGAUCAUCAUCAUUAAUUUUAAUAUUAUUAAGAAUGACUGAUGUGUAAUAUAUGACACCACACUUAUUAAAUCUUGCUUGAUGUGCAUGAUGAAAUGUGAAGAAAUGUAUUCAGUGUACACCACACGUUUUACACGAAUUGUCUUAGCUUAGUGCCUUAGUAUUAUCACAUGUUCUUAAGAUUUUAAGUGCAUAUAUUCUUAUGCUAUAGUAUAAUUGCAUAAUUAGUUAGUUGUCAAAACAUGGACAAAUGGGAUGAUUGAAGAAGGGGUCCCAUUACUCGGCCAACCAGACAAUUAGUUGGCCUGGCCUAAUUUUAUCCUUUUGUGUUUAAAAAGUAUGAUGUGCCUGAUAUAACACUUUAAGGUUUGUAGUGAGGCUGUAUUGGUGGAUAACAUGCUUACCUUCCAGUUUCAUGGUGCUUAGUUGAAAUCCUUCAUAAAAAAAAACAGGAUUGUUUUUCGUCAACUUAGAGAUUCUCAUGGUUUUAUCAUUUGACUAUUCAUAACUACGUAUUGUGCAUAAACAGUAGCUUUAUAUUAAACAGUUAUUGAUAUAGGUUAUAGGAUGCUAUUGGCAGCAGAUCCAUUCAAUGGAUGGAAUACACAGAAUGUUUACAUGUUCAAGAUGCAUUUAAUGAUAGCAGUCAAUGGCAAUUCAUAUUUUAUACUGGGCUGAUAUACAUGGUGGUCAUCACUGGUGCCUUUGUGUCCCUUGUGACUUCAUUGAAUUCGACUCAAAUAGUUACAGUUUAGCGCAUUAUGUUGAUUUCCACCCAGGAUCUCUCCAUUACUUGGAAGUGAGUAAGCAACUAUGUAGAACAACGCGGUCUCCAACCUGGGGGUCCGCCAAGUCCAAAGGUCCAGCAAAAUAUUAUUGGGGUUCGCUAGAUUAUUACACUAAUAAUUAGUCCACCAACUGUUUGAUUGUGUACUUUUGUUGCAAAUUAAUUUCUAUAAUCUUACUGUGUAUCUACAUAUUAAUUAUGCUAAAGAUAUUAAAAGUGGUUCAGCAGCUGUAGCACCAUGAAUAUGACUGAAGUUGAGUAGUUCAAAUCCAUGCAUUGGUGCAAUCUUUGGAAUUUUAUGGUCAUGCAGUGUAAUGCUGAGGUGUUAUGUUUACAGCAUUAAUGCUGAAGGGGUUUUGAAGAUGGUUUAUUUGUGAAAGCCCCUUGCCUAUGAGUUGAACUGCAUACAGUAUGUUUUAGAUUACGUCGUAUUGUAUUAACAUAAGCUGCAUGAGGCAUGUAAUCUUUUUUUAAAUUUUUGCAUCUUGAAUACCAAUGGUCAUUUAAUUUAAACAUUGAUUUUGCAUCAUAACUAAUUAUGUUGUAGUAAUAGUGAAAAUAUUCAUUGCAAAUGACAAAGUGAUACUGCAAUAAUACUUAACAAUAUGUUGUAUAUCUUAAAAUGUAUAUUAACUAUAUUCUGGCCUUCAGAAAUAUUUCAAAUAUCUACAUUAAAACUUGUAUAAAUUCAACACUUAUAGCUCAAGAUUUGAAUUUUUAUAGAAGAGGGAAGUAAUUUUGGCUGAGGGUUUCUACCUUGAGGUCAAGGUUCACCCUGUGUAAAUAGUGCAUUUUGCUUGUAACCUCUUGACCUGUGAGACGACCCUAAAUACAUUGGCGCCUCGUACAGUUUAAUGUGGGAGGGGUUUGACCCCUUGUGCAUUUUGUUGUGUCAUUUGGUGGGCAAGGCACUUAACGUAAGCUCUGUCCAGAUUAUCACAUUUUCUUGACGAAAAACUGUUGUAUGCCAUAUAUAGUCAUGAUGUGCCUAUAUAUGGUCAUGAUGUGAUGUCAUCAUGACCAUAUUUAGGCAUGUCACAUGUUUGUGUCAAAUACAAUUGUUUGGUCUGAACAGGGCUUUUUGUUUGUCUGUCUCCACACACAGGAUUGAAAAUGGGUGCCUGAUAGGAUGUGGCACUCAUGGUUGUACCACAACCCAGAGUACUCCCUUAGAGAGCAGAUAAAAUUGUCCUUCAUGCUGCAUUACCGAUGGAUCCACUGACCAGAGAUAAUAAUAGGCCUUGUUUCGCAUAGCCUCGUCUGCCAGUGAUCUAAUGGUUCUUUUAAAAAUAAAAAUAGAGUUUUUUGUGCUCAUUACUAGCCACAAUA
Messenger RNA from Anneissia japonica, 3613 nucleotides. Its product is annotated as E3 ubiquitin-protein ligase RNF13-like. Lineage: Eukaryota; Metazoa; Echinodermata; Crinoidea; Comatulida; Comatulidae. The record is from RefSeq and is a predicted model, not a curated record. Bases 196 to 1365 code for a protein of 389 amino acids. The transcript has 10 exons. Gene Ontology annotation, cellular component: cytoplasm; nucleoplasm.